Messenger RNA from Phycodurus eques (leafy seadragon), 2178 nucleotides. It is a transcript of the gene tm2d2, whose product is annotated as TM2 domain containing 2. NCBI's taxonomy places the organism in Eukaryota, Metazoa, Chordata, Actinopteri, Syngnathiformes, Syngnathidae. The transcript is spliced from 4 exons. The coding region runs from base 99 to 782 and encodes 227 amino acids. The record is from RefSeq and is a predicted model, not a curated record.
GAAAGCAUACACAAACAGACGUCGAACUCUCUAAUGAUGGUGUCUUUUGCUGCGAAUGACAAUUUAAACGGGGUUUAUGUUGUACUUUGACGGUGAUAAUGAUUUCUGUAAGCUACAUCCUGCUAGGUGGACAGUUCCUCUUGUUAGUUACAGUAAUUCUUUUACAAUGUUUGGAAGGGAUCCAUUCCCAAAACUCGUCGACCACCGAUACAGCUACCGCAUCCCCUGGUCCUGGCUCGACGGUUCUUCCUUUCUCCGAGCAGACCUCCGAAACUGUAAAAUAUGAAAUCCCAGUGGAAAGUACGAAUUAUACAGACGCAUUCGAGUACAAGGCUUUGUCACCAGUCGUCCUCUGCAGUUAUUUGCCAGAGGAGUUCAUCUACUGUCAGGACCCUGUGGAUCAUGCUGGAAAUCAUAGCGCCUUACUGGAGAUGGGCCAUGGCUGUGUAGGGUGGGGAGGCCAGACUCAGAAAGAAGUGAACCACACACCAGUUGUCUGCACUGCACUUGAUGACAUUGAAUGUGCUGGCCCCAGAGAAUUCCUGAGGGGGAAAGUACCCUGCAUCAAAUAUACCGGACACUAUUUCAUCACCACUCUGCUGUACUCCUUCUUCCUCGGUUGUUUCGGGGUCGAUCGUUUCUGCCUGGGCCACACAGGGACAGCGGUGGGGAAGUUGCUCACACUUGGAGGUCUGGGAAUCUGGUGGUUCGUGGACUUGAUCCUGCUUAUUACUGGUGGCUUGAUGCCUAGUGAUUAUAGCAACUGGUGCACUUACUACUGACCAGGAGAGCAAUCCCUAAAGUUGGACAUUUCUCCAUUACAUAUAGUGCACGUUUAAGAGAACUCCUGAAAUAUCAGAGAUCUCAGGCUGCUCUCCUACCAAGCAGACCUCCUGCAAGGUUACCUGGGAAAACAAAAACAUACAUCUGUACUUCUUGUGCUUCUCUCACCAGAAAACAAGCAAAUCAAGAACAAACAUUGAAUCAUCCCUGCUUUCAAAUAAUUUUAACGUUUGACCAAGGAGACCACAAAAUUUGACACAUCAGAGAAAAGUCUUGUUUAAGGCGGACAAUUAAUUCAUGAAUGAAUAAAAAAAGUAAUGUGAAAUCGGUCUUCAGAAUUGUCAAGAAUUGAGGCAUUUUUUAAAAUCUUGCAACGCUGUGGGUGUAUUACUUUUAAUUGUCAAUGGAAUACGUGCCUACUCCCGUCACUCCUUAGCGGGGAGAGGAGAAUUCCCAGUGAAGGACAUUGCACACGCUCUCCUGAGCUGCAAAGAAGCAGCCUCUGAGGUGGCAUGAUGACCAUAAGCCACACUGCCAAGACAAUUUUCCCUCAUUUGAAAUUCAUCAGGACAGUGUGCUGCUGUGGCCGCCGAAGGGUUCACCAUAAGCGUCCACAGUAGCGCAAAGAUUGAUGGCCAAUUGCACACGCUACUAUGGGUCAGGUUGAAAAUGAAUAAUAAUGAAAGUAUAUAGUGGGGGAGAGUUUCAUGCGAGAAAAUAUAUGCCCCAGCCCACUGUCAUCACUGGUCUAGCUUUUCGCCCCACCCCAAAAAAAUCAGACCAACUGACGCUAUAUAAAAAUUCAGUACUACAUUGUUCUGUCUUUACACGUUUGCAGCACUUACUCUCAAACACAUUUAAUGUAUUUAGAAACAAAACAUGAUAAUGACUUUCAUUCAACUUUAACUUCCAUCAUUUCUGCUACACUGACCCACUUGAAUACGUAAUAAAAUUGUGAAUUGUUUGGUUUCAGCCUAAGAUACAGCAAUUAUCAAUUUGAUGCAAAAGUUUUUCUUUAUUCCCUUGUCAAUUGUUGGUUAUUAUUUUUGAAAAUAAUGUGCAAUGAACAUUACGUGGGCUACGGGUUUAAUGUCUCAUUGUUAUUGAGACAUUAAAUGCAGACGGCAUUAAUUUUUCCUUUAGAGUAGGCAUAAGCUACUAAGUGUUAAACAAAGCCAACAGAAUUAUCAGCAGCAAUGCAUUUCUUUACUGUUUAUUUAGCCUAAUUAAUCAUAUCUGCAAUAUUUUUCAACGUGUUGUAUAUAAUUUUUUUAAACUCGUUAAAACAUCUUAUGAGCAAGUGGGAAAAUACUUUCUGGUUAUGGUGUGUUCUUGAGCUGUAACAAUGUGGUGUACAUAAAACACAAGACAAUUAUGAAUAAAAUAUUCUUAGAA